Messenger RNA from Musa acuminata subsp. malaccensis (wild Malaysian banana), 1941 nucleotides. Its product is annotated as probable sulfate transporter 3.3. Lineage: Eukaryota; Viridiplantae; Streptophyta; Magnoliopsida; Zingiberales; Musaceae. Gene Ontology annotation, cellular component: plasma membrane. The record is from RefSeq and is a predicted model, not a curated record. Gene Ontology annotation, molecular function: secondary active sulfate transmembrane transporter activity. Gene Ontology annotation, biological process: transmembrane transport.
AUGGAGGGGGAGUGCACGAGGAGAGGAGAGGGACAGGUGGAGACGUCGGAGGCGGUGCACAGGGUGGCCGAGCCGCCACCACAGAGCACGGUGGACAAGAUGAAGGUGAGGAUGAAGGAGACCUUCUUCCCCGACGACCCGUUCCGCCGGUUCAAAGGGCAGCCACUCAAGAGGAAGUGGGUGCUCGCGGCUCAGUACCUCUUUCCGGUCCUUGACUGGGCUCCAAGCUACAGCUUCUCCCUCUUCAAGUCCGACCUCGUCGCCGGGCUCACCAUCGCUAGCUUAGCCAUCCCACAGGGAAUCAGCUAUGCCAAGCUCGCGAGUCUGCCUCCUGUAGUCGGCCUCUAUACGAGCUUCGUGCCGCCGCUGGUGUACUCGGUGCUGGGGAGCUCGAGGGAUCUCGCGGUCGGGCCGGUGUCCAUCGCGUCGCUCGUAAUGGGGUCGAUGCUGCGGCAGGUGGCGAACCCCAACACCGACCCCUACCUCUUCCUUCAGCUGGCCUUCACCGCCACCUUCUUCGCCGGCCUCUUCCAAGCGUCUCUCGGGAUAUUAAGGUUGGGAUUCAUCAUCGACUUCCUGUCCAAAGCUACGUUGGUCGGGUUCAUGGCCGGAUCUGCCAUCAUAGUCUCUCUCCAGCAGCUCAGAAACCUCCUGGGGAUCGUCCAUUUCACCAAGAAGAUGGGCGUGGUUCCGGUGAUGAGCUCUGUCUUCCACAACACCAAUGAGUGGUCAUGGCAAACGGCAGCGAUGGGGAUCUGCUUCCUGGCCUUCCUGCUACUGGCGAGACACGUGGGCAUGAGAAGGCCAAAGCUGUACUGGAUCUCAGUUGGAGCUCCACUGGCAUCCGUCAUCGUCUCCACACUCGUAGUCUUCCUGCUCAAAGCUCAGAAUCAUGGAAUCAGCACUAUCGGGAAGCUGAGAUGUGGCCUGAAUCGUCCAUCGUGGGACAAAUUACUGUUCGACGGUACCCACUUGAGCGCCACCAUGAAAACUGGGCUCGUUACAGGGAUCAUCUCCCUCGCUGAAGGAAUCGCGAGUGGAAGAACCUUUGCUUCGUUGAGGAGCUACAAGGUCGACGGGAACAAGGAGAUGAUGGCCAUCGGACUGAUGAACAUCGUGGGUUCUUGCACCUCCUGCUACGUCUCAACGGGCGCCUUCUCCCGCUCGGCUGUGAACCACAACGCAGGGUGCAAGACGGCCAUGUCGAACGUGGUGAUGGCGACGACGGUGAUGGUGACGCUCCUCCUCCUCAUGCCCCUGUUCGCCUACACCCCAAACGUCGUGCUCGCCGCCAUCAUAAUCGCAGCAGUCGUCGGCCUGGUCGACGUCCCCGCCGCAUGCAACAUAUGGAAGCUGGAUAAGGUCGACUUCCUUGUCUGCUUGUCUUCGUUCCUCGGCGUCGUCUUCGUCUCGGUGCAACAGGGCCUUGCGACCGCGAUUGGUUUGUCGACAUUUAGGAUCCUUCUCCAGAUCACAAGACCAAAGAUGAUUGCCGUAGGUAACAUUCCAGGGACGAGUAUCUACAGAGACAUGCAUCAGUACAAGGAAGCUAAAGGAGUCCCUGGGUUCCUCAUUCUUGCCAUUGAAGCCCCCAUUAACUUCUCCAACACCACUUAUCUGAACGAAAGGAUAACAAGGUGGAUAGAGAAUGAAACCAAUGAAACCACCAUGGAAGAUAAAGAAGCUAGUCUUCGGUUUCUAAUCCUAGAUUUGUCAGCUGUGCCAACAGUGGAUACCAGUGGAAUCACAUUUCUAAAUGAGUUAAAGAAGUCAACAGAGAAAGAUGGCCUUGAGGUUAUCUUUGUGAAUCCAAUGGGAGAAGUCAUGGAGAAACUUCAAAGAGCAAAUAAAAUACAUGAGUUUCUUGGAGUGGGUUCCCUUUACCUGACAAUAGGGGAGGCAGUGAUCUCACUUUCUCCAUUCAUCAAGGAGUCUGCUUAA